Molecule: messenger RNA, 868 nt
Organism: Lotus japonicus
Lineage: Eukaryota; Viridiplantae; Streptophyta; Magnoliopsida; Fabales; Fabaceae
Product: universal stress protein PHOS32-like
Exons: 4
Coding region: 145-639 (164 amino acids)
Source: RefSeq, a predicted model, not a curated record
AGUGUGUUGAUAAUUUCUUCUAGAAAGACUGGGUAGAGCAGUGUAUAUAGGCUCAAUUUGUCUGUUGAUACCAAUCGGUGAAGCUCCUGAACACUCCAGAAGCUUGAAAGUGAAUUGUGGAACUAAACACAGAGAGAAGAAAAGAUGAGCAGUGAUAGGAAUAUUGGUGUGGCUUUGGAUUUCUCCAAGGGAAGCAAAACCGCACUCAAUUGGGCAGUUGACAAUCUCCUCCGCAACGGUGACACCCUCUACAUCAUCCACAUCAACCCUCCUCAAGACAGUGAAUCACGUAACCUUCUCUGGUCCACCACUGGUUCACCUCUGAUCCCCUUGUCUGAGUUUCGUGAGAGGGAGGUCAUGCGCCAUUAUGAGGUCGACACUGAUGCUGAGGUUCUGGACCUGCUUGACACUGCUUCUAGGCAGAAACAGGUGACGAUUGUGGCAAAGCUAUAUUGGGGGGAUGCAAGAGAGAAAAUUGUUGACGCCGUUGAGGAUUUGAAGCUUGAUGCUUUGGUCAUGGGUAGCAGAGGCUUGGGUGCUAUUCAGAGGGUGUUACUGGGGAGUGUGAGCACUUAUGUCACCUCAAAUGCGAACUGCCCUGUAACUAUCGUUAAAGACUCUGUCCCUUCUACCAUCUGAUAUGCUGAAGAACCUGGUUAGUCUUUGGAAACGUUUGUUGCAUCUUCACCAUUGACCAGACUCUGUUUCCCUUUGUUCUUACUUCAAUGUCUAAUGUCUAUUACUGUUUUAAGAGUGUGCUUAGACUAUAGCUUGAAAGUGUGCUUAUAAAUAUGUUUGUGCUGGAUUUGGUUCAAACUUGCCGCUGUACAUGAUCCACUGACUUGAAAUGUUUUAAAUUUGAUUCUCA